Quercus robur (English oak) is the source of this 1840-nucleotide messenger RNA. Its product is annotated as probable DNA primase large subunit. Gene Ontology annotation, biological process: DNA replication, synthesis of primer. The record is from RefSeq and is a predicted model, not a curated record. The coding region runs from base 87 to 1439 and encodes 450 amino acids. NCBI's taxonomy places the organism in Eukaryota, Viridiplantae, Streptophyta, Magnoliopsida, Fagales, Fagaceae. The transcript is spliced from 20 exons. Gene Ontology annotation, cellular component: alpha DNA polymerase:primase complex.
CAAUCAACAACACUAGCCAGUAACCACUAGGGUUCAUCUCUCUCUCUCUCUCUCUCUCGAGGCUCAUUUCACAUAGAGUUUUGAAAAUGGAAAUUAUUGGAUCUCAGAGAAGACCUGUCCACAUCGACGUCGUUCCCACUCUCCCUCUCUACCGCUCCGCUCCGCCGCUCGAAGUCAGACUCGAAGAUUUCGAGCUUUACGCCAUGGAUCGCCUCCGAGUUCUUAAAGGGAUUGCUGAUGGUUUAUCCCGUGGAAAGAAAUCAGAAGAAAUGAAAAAUUUGGCAGAUCAUCUAUGGAAAGCAAAUAUGAGGCAUCCAGACGCAUCUGAGGUUUUCAACAAGGAUAUAAUAUCCCACUUUGUUCUUCGUCUCGUUUAUUGCAGGACGGAGGACUUGAGGAAAUGGUUUCUUUCCAUGGAGACUAACCUAUUUCGUUACCGGCUUCUGUUUGAAAAACCUGAAGCUCAGAGAGCACUCAUGGCAGAAUUCAAUCUUCCUUACAGAGCAGCCAGCAAUGCAGAAUUAGAGAGUGUGAGGGAAGGCUUAAAGCAAGUUGCUCAAUCCUUUGGUCAGCCGUUAGCUGCUGAUGCGAUAUUCUACAAGGUACCGUUUGAAGAAGUUCCAGAACUUGUAGCUGGUCGAAGAGUAUUUAUCCAUAAAGGGUAUGCAUACAUCGCCAUGAAUCAGGUGGUUUCCCUUGUUGCCACACAAUUCCGUAGUCAUCUGUCAAAGGCACUCAUUCUGACAAACAGAAAGUGGACAUCUACAAUUAGAGAACAAGAGAAGGAUAGGUUGACUCCUAUUGUAGAAGCCCUAUGCUCAAGCUACUUGGGACCUGACUAUUCUCAGCCAAGGGAAUUUGCUGAGAUAUCAAUAAAGGACAUUGACCAAAUAGCCAAGAGUUCAUUUCCUUUGUGCAUGCGCCACCUUUUUGAAAAGCUGAGAGAGGAUCAUCAUCUAAAGCAUGGAGGGAGGAUGCAGUUAGGUCUCUUUCUCAAGGGUGUUGGAUUGAAGCUGGAAGAUGCCCUUGCAUUUUGGAAAGCUGAGUUCUCCCAAAGGGUUGGUUCUGAAAGGUUUGACAAGGAAUAUGCAUACAGCAUUCGUCAUAAUUAUGGAAGAGAAGGGAAGAGAACUGAUUAUACACCUUAUUCUUGUCAAAAGAUCAUCACUUCAGCUCCUGGCGUAGGAGAUCAUCAUGGAUGCCCCUAUCGACAUUUCAGUGAGGAGAAUCUAAAAGCUGCCCUUGGUAAAAUGGGAAUAAGUAACAGGGCAGUUGAAGAUGUAAUGGACAAAGUGCGAAAUAGACAUUAUCAGUUGGCAUGCACCUUGACAUUUGAAGCUGUGCAUGGAACAUCAUGUGAUGCUGGGAUUAAUCAUCCAAAUCAAUAUUUCAGUGACAGUCAAAAGGUCCUGCAAUCAAAGAACCAAUCUACAGUAUAAAGAAUUUUUGGGCGCACUUGCGACCAACAUUGAUGGAGUCCUCCCCAGUUAAAGGGAAUCUAAAAGGGAAACAUUUUCAUCGAAGAGGGGGGGUUUGAGCACGUGUCGCAACUCGAGACCAGUACCUACAAACUAGCCAAUCUAAUUGGUGUGUGUAUUUGAGAUUAAUUAAACCGAUUAGUUGGAAUUUGGAAUGACUGUAGUUAGUUUUAUGUAGAGGUUUACCCAUUAUGUAAUCAGAGAGGCAUUCCUUCAAUUUAGGAAAUAACAUGUUCUCAUUUAAUUUUAAAUUACUACUGUACUAUUACCAAACUGAAUUACAUUUUUAAAAUAAUAUUUAAGAAGAAAACGAAAAGAAAGCGAUGGCAUGCUAUCUAUGAAAGGAAUGCAGCAUUGGUUUA